Nematolebias whitei (Rio pearlfish) is the source of this 5278-nucleotide messenger RNA. It is a transcript of the gene kidins220a, whose product is annotated as kinase D-interacting substrate 220a. The record is from RefSeq and is a predicted model, not a curated record. NCBI's taxonomy places the organism in Eukaryota, Metazoa, Chordata, Actinopteri, Cyprinodontiformes, Rivulidae. Gene Ontology annotation, molecular function: protein binding. The transcript has 31 exons. Bases 21 to 5162 code for a protein of 1713 amino acids.
CAGGUGGUCAGCAGAGAGCCAUGGAUACCACCACCUCCAUGAAGAUGACCUCCCUAGCUGUCCAGAGCCUGUUCAGCUACAUGGAGGAGGAGGACCUGGCUGCCGUCAAGGCACAUUUGGACAAGUUCAGAGAUGUGGACUGUAGGAGCGAUAAUGGACAGACUCCCCUGAUGGUGGCUGCAGAGCUGGGCAGUCUGGAGAUCGUACAAGAACUCAUCAGGAGAGGAGCUUGUGUUAACUUUGAUGACGUUGACUGCUGGACAGCGCUGAUCUCAGCAGCGAAGGAGGGCCACAUCGAGGUGGUGAAGGAAUUACUGGAGAACAAUGCCAACUUGGAGCACAGAGACAUGGGAGGAUGGACUGCUCUCAUGUGGGCGGCCUACAAGAAUCGCACAGAUGUGGUCCAGCUGCUUUUAGAAAAAGGAGCUAAUCCUAACAUCACUGGACAGUACAGCGUCUACCCCAUUAUCUGGGCGGCAGGUCGAGGCCAUGCAGAGAUUGUCGAUCUUCUGCUGCAGCACGGAGCCAAGGUCAACUGCUCGGACAAGUAUGGGACCACUCCUUUGAUCUGGGCAGCAAGGAAGGGUCACUAUGACAGUGUGAUGCACCUUUUGGCCAAUGGAGCUGAUGUGGAUCAGGAAGGAGCUAACUCCAUGACAGCUCUGAUUGUAGCAGUGAAAGGUGGCUACACUAAAGUUGUUAAAGAACUGCUGAAGAGGAACCCAAAUGUGAACAUGACAGACAAGGAUGGAAACACAGCCCUCGCCAUCGCUGCCAAAGAGGGUCACACGGAGAUUGUGCAGGACCUGCUUGAUGCUGGCACUUAUGUUAAUAUUCCAGACAGGAGUGGAGAGACUGUGCUGAUUGGAGCCGUGAGAGGAGGUCAUGUGGAGAUAGUUCGAGCUUUGCUGAACAAAUAUGCUGAUGUUGACGUUAAAGGCCAGGAUGGAAAGACUGCCCUCUACUGGUCGGUGGAGAAAGCUAAUGCAACGAUGGUGAGAGACAUCCUGCAGUGUAACCCGGACACAGAGAGCUGCACCAAGGAUGGAGAGACUCCACUAAUCAAAGCCACAAAAAUGAGGAACAUAGAGAUAGUGGAGCUGCUGCUGGAUAAAGGAGCCAAAGUGGCUGCAGUGGACAGGAAAGGAGAUACUCCGCUCCAUAUCGCCAUCCGUGGACGAAGCCGAAAGCUGGCUGAGCUGCUGCUUAGGAACCCCAAAGAUGGCCGCUUGCUGUACCGCCCCAACAAAACAGGAGAAACUCCAUACAACAUUGACUGCACCCACCAGAAAAGCAUCCUGACACAGAUAUUUGGAGCCAAGCACCUUUCCCCGACUGAAUCGGAUGGAGACAUGCUGGGUUAUGACCUGUAUAGCAGCGCUCUAGCUGAUAUUCUUAGUGAACCCACCAUGCAGCCACCUAUCUGCGUUGGCCUGUACGCUCAGUGGGGGAGUGGCAAGUCUUUCCUUCUUAAAAAGCUGGAGGAUGAGAUGAAGACAUUUGCAGGUCAGCAGAUCGAGCCGCUGUUCCAGUUCUCCUGGCUCGUGGUCUUCCUCACCCUGCUUCUCUGUGGCUCAAUUGCUGUCAUUCUGGGCUUUACUGUCAAUCCCAAGUUGGCAAUUGCUGUAUCCCUCAGCCUCCUUGCUCUGCUCUAUAUUUUUUUUGUGUUGGUGUACUUUGGAAGUCGACGUGAAAGGGAGAACUGGAACUGGGCGUGGGUCAUCAGUACCCGCCUGGCUCGUCAGGUCGGUUAUCUAGAGCUGCUGCUCAAGCUGAUGUUUGUAAACCCCCUGGAGCUUCCUGAGCAGACUGCUCGAGCCCUGCCUGUCAGGUUCUUGUUCACAGAUUAUAACCGCCUGUCGAGUGUUGGAGGAGAGACUUCUUUAGCUGAAAUGAUUGCCACGCUAUCAGACGCCUGUGAGAGAGAGUUUGGCUUCCUGGCCACCAGACUGUUUAGAGUUUUUAUGAACGACGAGAUCAAGGGUCAAAAAUGGAAGAAAACAUGUUGUGUUCCCUCCUUUGUGGUGUUUUCAUUGACUCUUGGCUGCCUGAUAACUGGAGUGGCACUGUUGGCCAUCUUUAAGGUGGACCCCAAGAACCUGACAGUAAACGCAGUGCUGAUAGCCAUGGCCAGUGUGGUAGGCCUGGCUUUACUGCUCAACUGUAAGACGUGGUGGCAGGUGGCUGAUUCUGUUCUUAACUCCCAGAGGAAACGCCUGCACAGUGCUGCCAACAACCUCCAUAAGCUCAAAAGUGAAGGAUUUAUGAAGGUCCUGAAGCAUGAAGUUGAGCUGAUGUCAAAAAUGGCCAAAACUAUUGACGGCUUCACCCAAAACCAGACACGCAUGGCUGUCAUCAUCGAUGGGCUGGACGCUUGUGAGCAGGACAAAGUGCUGCAAAUGCUGGACACGGUGAGAGUCCUCUUCUCCAAGGGUCCUUUUAUUUCCAUUUUUGCCAGCGACCCUCAUAUUAUAAUUAAAGCUAUCAAUCAAAACCUUAACAGUGUGCUGAGAGACUCAAACAUCAAUGGCCAUGACUACAUGAGAAACAUUGUCCACCUGCCAGUAUUCCUCAACAGCAGAGGACUCAGCCGAGCCAAAAAGCUUUGCAUGGCAGCUUCUACCAAUGGAGAGGCUCUGCCAGCUGAGGGAUGGCCUGAAGACAUGGACAGGAAGGUGUCUCAGAACAGUCUGUCGCAAGAGCAGGGCAAGCAUGGCAGCAAGAGUACUCUAAAUAGAAGGGACACGUACCGCCGUCGUCAGAUGCAGAGAACCAUCACCAGACAAAUGUCCUUUGACCUGACCAAGCUGCUGGUGACAGAAGAUUGGUUCUGCGACAUCAGCCCACAGACUAUGAGGAGGCUGCUUAACAUCGUUUCCAUCACAGGCCGUCUUUUGCGGGCCAAUCAGAUCAUCUUUAACUGGGAUCGCCUAGCGUCAUGGAUCCACCUGACAGAGGAGUGGCCCUACAGGACAUCAUGGAUCAUCCUCUUCUUGGAAGAAGCUGAUGGAGUGUCAGAUCAGGUCACUCUCAAAGCAGUCUAUGAGAGAAUCUCCAAAAACAUCCCCACUACAAAGGACAUUGAGCCCCUGCUGGAGAUCGAUGGAGACAUCCGUAGCUUUGAGGUGUUCCUCUCCUCCAGGACGCCUGUUCUUAAUGCCAGAGACGUUGAGAUGUUUCUGCCCUGCACUGUCAACCUGGACCCCAAACUCAGGGAGAUCAUAGCAGAUGUGCGUGCAGCCAGGGAGCAGAUCAACAUGGGAGGAGUGACCUAUCCCACGCUGCCCCUGCAAGAGGCACUGCCCCGUCCACAAGCAGGGUACGGCCAGCACUCUGCCGUCUGCUCUCCGACGGCCUCCUUUGCCGGGUCGCUGCCUCCUCAACCCCACAGCUCCUACUUCAGUGGAAUGACCGGCCCUCAGCAUCCGUUCUACAACCGGCCUUAUUUCCCCCAACAUGUGUAUCACCUGCCACGUCAUUACUCCCACCAUGUCCCCCCAUCCUUGCGCCCUUCUGUUAAACCACCCAGUCAACCUCAGGAUACCAGUGGACUUGUUGCUAUUGCAGAGGAUGCCAGGGAAGGUCUCCUCUCAAGCCCCUUUGAGCACACGAUGAUGUGUCCUGCGGUGCUGCUCAGCUCUCUGAGCACGGAUGCAGUGUGCGAGCAUCUCAGACAAAUGGAUGGAGUUGACCCCAACAUGUUGCCUCAGUAUGCAGCCAAGAUCAAAAAGGCUAACGUAAAUGGUCGAGUGCUUACUCACUGCAACUUAGACGAGCUGAAGAGAGAGAUGGAGAUGAAUUUUGGUGACUGGCAGCUCUUCCGAGGAAUGGUGAUAGAGCAACGACACGCUGAAAGCCAGGCAGUGAUUCAGGAUGAGUCCCGAGCUGCCAGUGAGCAAGGCAGCAGCGUCGUCCACGGGGAGCCCAGCAGACGCGCAGCAGCCCAGCAUGAAACGGGGCCCUUCAGCCUCAACCUCAGCUUUGAGGAACUCAGCGGAGCGGGGCUGGAAGAGCCUCCGAGACGCAGCAACAACUCACACUGGCCGGUGAUGACUCAACACACUUCAAGCAUAUCCAGCCUCAACUCUCAGGAAUCCUCCAAUGACAUCUGUAAGCUGACAGACAAGCAGCAGGCUGAGUAUCGCGAUGCCUACAGGGAGUACAUCGCUCAGAUGGCCCAGCUCGACAUGUCCGGCAGUGGCGGGGAGAGACCCGUGCAGCCCCAUCCCGGACAGUUCCUCCAGGUCUCCAGCUCAGAGGACAAAGGGGCUAAAGAAGGAACAGACCAAGAUAACCGCAAACCGUUCAACAAGAGGGCCUCGAAGAGCAGCGAUGCCACAGAUUUCGCCCCGGGUGCUGAUGCUCAGCUUCUAGACCCCAUCAGUGAAGAGGAUGAGAAGCUGGACCACAGCUUGUCCUCAAGAACCUCCGGCUUCAGGAAGAAAGGAGUUGGAUCUUUCUACUGCAGGCUGUCCAAUGAAGAAGACUCUGGCCCGGAGGAAGCAGACAACACCACACCGCUCCUUCAGAAGGAGGCUCGAGCCAGUUCUCCAUCUUCACACCGAGCCUCACAGCCUGCUGGGCUGUUGACCAAGCCUGGCCUCCUCACAGAAGUCCUCCUGGAUAAGAAGGACUCUUUGGACUCAGGCUCCAAUGACAGCUCCCCAGAUCUCACCAUGGAGGAUGCAGAAGGAGCCUCAGACAGACCGAAAGAAACACUGAAGCCCAGUUUGAUUGAACUGGAGCUGGAGGGGUUGGUGAAGAAGAGAGGCGCCCUCCCGAGCAGACUGAGCGGCCUUCAGGACGCCGCGGUGGCCCGCAUGUCCAUCUGCUCCGACGUGCCGUCCGAAGCCAGCCUAAUGGCCAGCAGCCCAGAUGAGGAGUGGCUGUCCAACGAGGUCAGCAACCUGAACCGCACCGCCAGCAACACCACCCUCAACAACAACACAAGCAGCCCCAACAACACAAACACCAACAACAGCCAUCAGCAGGACAACAGCGCAGCCACCGAGUCCACCACCCCCUUCACCAGCAUCCUCAUCUCGCCAGCUGUCAUCAUCACCCCCGGCAGCAGCGCCACCAACACCACAGCAGCCACCGUCCACCACAACCAGAACCUGCGCACCUUCAGUCUGGGAGAUGAGAGGGAGAGCGUCCUCUGAAACACGUCUGUGUGUGUGUCGUCAUGUGUCCGGUUGUUGAUGCUGUGAUCUGCUCCAAAGAAUUAGUUCAUGUUCAUAGUUAGAAAAAAAAAAAAUCACAUGUAAAGCUUUAAAUA